This is a messenger RNA of Callorhinchus milii (elephant shark), 3859 nucleotides long. It is a transcript of the gene tmem106ba, whose product is annotated as transmembrane protein 106Ba. The coding region runs from base 183 to 1031 and encodes 282 amino acids. The transcript is spliced from 8 exons. The record is from RefSeq and is a predicted model, not a curated record. NCBI's taxonomy places the organism in Eukaryota, Metazoa, Chordata, Chondrichthyes, Chimaeriformes, Callorhinchidae.
GUCAGUCAGGGAGGGAGGGAGACGACUGCGCGUGCGCGGAGUGCAGUGUUUAUCGUCAGUCCCCGUGCGGACGCUUAAAUAGAAUAACGGUCGCGUCGCGCGCGAGGGAGUGAGUGAGAAAGAAAGAAGGAAGCAGUGGCCCUGUGACCGGGAGAGCCCAGGAGGCAGGUGACUGUUGAACUAUGGGGAAAAAUCUAUCUCGUUUAACAUUGCAAAAACCCCUGAGCUCAAGUCGUGAGUGCUGCACAUCAACAAUGGAAAAGGAUAAAUUUGAUAAUUCAGACAACCAGAGUGAAGAUGCGAGUCGCAAUGGAGACGUUUCACAGUUUCCAUAUGUGGAAUUCACUGGUCGAGACAGUGUUACCUGUCCCACAUGUCAAGGAACAGGAAGAAUUCCCAGAGGUCAGGAAAACCAUCUUGUUGCUCUGAUUCCUUACAGUGAUCAGAGGCUGAAACCAAGACGAACGAAACUAUAUGUGACUUCAUCGGUCAUUCUUUGUUUGCUGCUUUGUGGACUGGCUGUAUUCUUUCUGUUCCCACGUUCCAUUGAUGUGAGCUACGUUGGUGUAAAGUCAGUUUAUGUCAGUUAUGACCAGAUUAAUCGGGUGGUUUAUCUCAAUAUCACGAGCACUUUAAACAUUACAAACAACAACUUCUACUCUGUUGAUGUGGCAAAUAUCAGUGCUCAAGUACAGUUUUCAAAAACUGUUAUUGGAAAGACUCGCCUCAGCAACAUCACAAAUAUUAGACCGCUAGAUAUGAAACAGAUUGACUACUCUGUUCAUACAGUCAUUGGGGAUCAAAUGAACUACAUGUAUGACUUCUGUACAUUGACAUCUAUCAAAGUGCAUAACAUUGUGAUUAUGAUGCAAGCAACUGUAACAUCAACUUACUUUGGACAUACAGAGCAAGUUUCCCUUGAAAGAUACCAGUAUGUGGAUUGUGGAGGAAACACAACCUACCAUUUUGGAAGAUCAGAAUUUCUAAACCUUGGACAGCUGCAUCACUCUCCUGUCAAUGCUGAGCACUAGAGCAGUUAGUAACUGACAAACCAUUGAUAUGAAGGUCUUGCAAGAAAUGACAAAUGGUACAUGUAAAAAUGUAUUGGAAUAACCACUACUGUAAUUGUACAGACAUUCAAUGUCCCGGGAUGAUUUCAAGGUAGUAGUCAACCAAUGGUUACUUUACCCCAUGUUCUGAUGAAAGUUAACCUGAACAGGUAGAUUUCAAGUGGACAACAGAUCAGAUUCUUAUUGGGUGAGCUGGGCUUUUUUGUAUUAAUCCUUCACCUGCUGAAAAAAAUCUAUUUGGCAUAAUAGAUGUUUUGACUAGAACUCUUAAGUAUUAAUGGAACCGUAAAAUUGAACAGCUAUUGGGGUGUAUUAGUUCAAUGCACAUGAAGCAUGGGAUCACCAAUUGUUAACCAGAGGUUACAUUUUAAGUCUGACUGAAGAAUUAGCUUUCAAUUUUAAGGUUGAGACAUCCUUGUACAUUUUUGGGCGCUUUUAAGAGUGUGGUAAUGUCUUAAUGCAUGGAUUCCAUGCAAUAGUAAUCUGCAUAAUAUUGUCUAGAUAUUCUGUUGUCUGAAUUACAGGUCCCUAACUAACUAUUUGUAGCAAUUUGCCACAAAUUCUUAUUUGACACCCUGAACUAACUGAUGAAAAUUAAAAUAAUUACAAUCCAAAUGUUCACACUGUGGUCCCUGAGCUCAGUUUGUCAAAAACGUUGCAAUUUAUCCAAGCCUGUUGGUUCUACCUGUAUAUGCUGGAAAUUGUUUUUUGUGCUAAAGUAAUAUUAAUGCAGUACAGCAUUGGAGUUGAUAUGAUUGUUUAAGCAUCAGAAAACAGGUUUAAAAACAUGCCCUGCAUUCCACUAUUCAGUUAACAUUUGCUAAAAGUAGAAAAAUGUGCAAUAUUAUAGUAGCUGGACUCUUAUCUAGCUUUAUGUAACUAAUUUAUUCAACAGUCAUUGAGUGCAACUAAGGGAUGGGAAAUUGUGAUUUCUACUAAAUGUGUUAAAAUGUUUUUGUUCUGAAAAUUAACCUUGUUUCGAUACUCUGAUUAGAGGUGGACUGCAGGAACUGGUCACUGAAUUCUGUUUGUGUGGGUAACACCCUAUAUAAUUCAAUAUUCAAAAACAUUUGGCUAUUUUGCACUUUAAAGUAUGAAUUUAAGUUGUGGGAUCCUAGAAGUGGAAAAGUCAUAUCCCAUUGGUAAAUCCCAUCUCCAAUGAAACUGAACAAAACUGAUUGCAUUGCAAAUUAGUGAACUGCAAAAUAAAUUAAACCAGCCUUAAUAAUUUUGGUGGAUUUAGUUGUAGAUGGUUAAGUGUAAUAGUACUGAAGAGUAUGGCAAUGAGUUUAUUCAAUGGCUUGUUUUUUUGCUAUGUUGAGGUGGUUUUCUUACUUGAAACCAAUUCUGUGUUUGCUUUCUCCACUUUGUGCUAUUUUGCUUAAUGGAAAUGAGUGAAACAUUUCUGUUUCAAGAUAUAAGUGUUUAAAACUCUGUUCGCUAGUUGUAGUUUUGUAUUCAACUUCACAAACUAUUUUGUAAUCUUUUGUAUGUUAAAAGUAAACGUGUCAUAUUUUGUCAUUGCUUAUUUACUUUUGCAAACUGAAAACACUAAUUUGUUUAUGAAAAGCUUCAACUAAACUCAGAAAUUUAUUUUCAUAGUUCAAGAAAAGACCUAUUAACACACUAAUUCAUAUUUUAAUUUUUGAGGAAUACAAUUGCCAAUUCACGCAUCAAUGGUUCAUUGCACAGAGGUUGUUUUUGUGUAUAGCUGGCAACUUUUCAUCAAGCAAAUAGUUUAAAACUCUCACAACAAUCAUGUAUUGCAGCCUAUAUAUUUGUCAGUACACUUUACAUGGCAGUGGUUGGCUUUUAAGUUCCAAGUGAAGUUUUGAAAAUGGAUAUUUGACUUGCUUCUGUCAUUAAAUAUUUUUUAACAACUGGGAUCCUUAAUAACUUGUGCUUGAGUUUUUAGGUGGUUUUAUUUUCCUCCAAUAAAUGUUAAAUGUUUUCAUUUGUUUGGAUAUUCUGGUAUUCCUAUAACAUAACAAAAUAUUAUAUUAAAAAGGGACAAAUUGUCAAUGUAAAUUAGUAUUUAAGUAAAUAAGUAUUUACAUUUUACUAAAUGUAAUUCUGGUCAAACUGAAUAGAUUUUUUUUGUCACAAUACUACCUAAGAACUGAACAUUUACACUUUUUUUCAUCGGAACCUUAAUUCUCAUUGCAAAAUGCAACUUUUAGUGUUAAGUCAAACAAUAGUGUUCUGACAUUAAAAUUGUAUGGUAUUCAGAACACGAAUUUUGAAACUCGAAUAUGUGUGCGCGCACACCUUGUUCUAUACUUCCUCUUUGUUUGCCAUCUUUUUCUCACUUCCUCCCCCCAUUGUGUGCUUGAAUCUGUCAUGUUUUUCCCAUUUUGUUUCUCCCUGAUAUCUGGAGAAGCAGUUACUAAUCCCAGAGCAAUUAUUCAGAAAUGGGGGAAAUGCAUUUCAAGAAAGAUCCAAGAUUGAGAAAAGAGCAUCUGUCUGUAAAGCCAGCGUGCAUCUUUGUCCUUGUGCUCCUGACUCCAACACAGCUGUUUUUACAAUCAUUUCUCUGCUGUAACCUGAGUUUUUAUUAAUGAGUGUGAGUGCAAUUACCGGGGGAUAAAAUGGAAUUCAAGGGUGUGAACCGUCAAGUUUCUAAUAUAGUAGAAAGUUUCUAAUACAGUAGAAUGCAAAUAGAAUUACUUUAUGUAAUUAGACAACCAGAUAUCUUGUCUAAUUCAUAGGCAUUUCUUGUAAUGCAAUAACCUGAUUUGUGAUUUAAAUGUAGUUCUCAUGUGCAUGAUGAAUAAAUAAUAUCUUUAAAA